Molecule: messenger RNA, 567 nt
Organism: Gekko japonicus
Lineage: Eukaryota; Metazoa; Chordata; Lepidosauria; Squamata; Gekkonidae
Product: zinc transporter ZIP11-like
Exons: 5
Coding region: 1-567 (188 amino acids)
Source: RefSeq, a predicted model, not a curated record
AUGGCUGCUACCCUGGGGGUAAAACUAACUCACUCCCAUGUAUAUGCCAUAGAAAACACGACACAAGUACCAACGACUCAGAGACAGCUGAAUGUCAAAGGUCUUUCCUUUGUGAAGUACUGGAAAAACCUGUUGUCAGACAACCUCUUCCCAUUUAAUAAUUCAUCCCAUUUUGGUAUCAGUGAAGCUCCAUACACAGCACUGGCUUUGGACUACGAUUCAAGAGUGGUGAAAGAGAAGUAUGAGCACCAACCCAUCCACCACCAGGAGGAGUAUGAAAACGAGUUGUCCAUCCGGAUAGGUAGAACUUCAUUGCAUUCAGACAAAGGUGAAAAUGGGGAGCCUUAUCAGAGGAGGAAAGGUGCUGGAGGAAGCCAGCUAGAUGUUCCUGCUGUAUCCCACACUCUCAAGGGGAGCACCCCAGCACCAACAAGCAGCAGCUGGAGGAGGAUCAUGCUUCUUAUUUUAGCAAUAACAAUACACAAUAUUCCUGAGGGUUUGGCAGUUGGUGUUGGAUUUGGUGCUGUUGGGAAGUCAGCAUCUGCAACCUUUGAAAGUGCCAGGUAA